GCAGGAGCCCAGCACCUCCCCAAGGAAGCCGCGAGCCUGCUCUUUCCCUCCCGAUACGCUGCCGUGACGCCCCUCGCUCGGUACCUGCAUCUUCAACGUCUCACAGCGCUGCCAUCUCCCCUGCUACCGCCAUUCAGGCGUACGACCUCGGUACUAUCACCGCUCCGUCGUCUGUCCCAAUUGCCUCUGCUCUAGCCUGCAACCCGACAGCAGCAGCGGGAGCAGCAGCAAAACUCCGCCAGAGCGUCCGCCAUCUCCGCCUCACCCCCUUCCGCCCGCUCAACAUCACCAUCGACGUUGCCGACGACAUAGUAAUAGUAGGUGCUACAUGGUCUGUAGAGGAGGAACACUGUGGUAUUGGGCUUGCUAUGGGCUUGGAUCAGCAUAUACAUGGAUCGACCGACUGGCAUAUACCAAGUCCUUCCUCGACGCCCAAAUCGCUGACGUUCCCGGACGCAAGCCUCAAGACACCCAAGACGGAAACUUUUGCACACUCACACUUUCUUGACGCUUGGGCAACCCCGCUACCCAAUGGUCGGCAUACCCCUGUCCAGACACCCUCGUUUACACUGUCGACGACCAUAGACCGACCCUUGAGCUCCUAUAGCCAACCCGUCCGCACCCCCGAGGACCCGGACUUUCAUGUCAACCAUUUCGUCCCUCAGAACCUUCCCUUGCCACCCGUCGACGCCUCGCGAAGGCUGUCAUCGUCGCCAGAUCCUAAUAAAUUCACGAGGCCUGGCCGAAACCCGCCAUUGUCCUCCUCGUCUCAGACUUCGCGCCCCGUCGCCAUGGACUUUACCCAUAUGCAAACCCCACCCCCAACCAGGGAUGCUUCGUCUAGGAGGGGUCCCCCACAGGGUGCAGCAAACGGCGCGGGCACACCUGCCACUGUAAUACACAGGACGCCCGUCCAGGUACCAUCGUCAGAAACCUUCUUCGACCAGACCCCAUUUGGGUUUGGCAACUUGCAAUACACUUCAGACAUGAUGCAACUUUCCGGUCUUGACCCAAUGUCGGCGUCUCUCAUGCCUCAGUCACGUCUGUUUUGGGAUCCAUCUAACGAUGGUUAG
Pyrenophora tritici-repentis Pt-1C-BFP is the source of this 1073-nucleotide messenger RNA. NCBI's taxonomy places the organism in Eukaryota, Fungi, Ascomycota, Dothideomycetes, Pleosporales, Pleosporaceae. The record is from RefSeq and is a predicted model, not a curated record.